Psylliodes chrysocephalus is the source of this 1285-nucleotide messenger RNA. The record is from the annotation of a GenBank genome assembly. Lineage: Eukaryota; Metazoa; Arthropoda; Insecta; Coleoptera; Chrysomelidae.
CCUAUAACCUCCAAAUACCAAAUUAACCUAAUUACUGAUAUGCGAAAAUUUUUACAAGCAUUUUCAGCGAUAUGUUUUCGUUAGUUUUAAAAUGAGUAUAUACACAAAAGUAUUUCCCUUGUUAGUGAGGAAUGCCCCAGUUUUUAAUAAAAAUGUACCAAAUAAUAUUAAGAAAUUCAUUCGUUUUGCCAUAGUAAGGCCAACUGGUUCAAAAAUUAUUGAUGGUAAAAAGAUUUCCGAGGAAAUUCACAAAGAACUGCGAGCAGAAAUAGACGAAUAUGUUAGUAAGGGACGUCGCGCGCCAUGUUUGAUCGCCAUUUUAGUGGGAGAAGACCCAGCUAGCAAGAAAUACGUGCAGAAUAAAAUGCUGGCUGCCAAAAAAAUUGGUAUAACAAGCGAUACCAUAAAGCUACCAAAAACCGUAUCCGAGGAAGAGGUUAUAAAUAAAAUAAUAGAAUUAAACAAUGAUUCGAAUAUAGAUGGUAUUCUAGUACAACUACCUGUGCCUGAACAUAUUUCCGAAAGAAAUGUCUGCAAUGCUGUAGAUCCGAGAAAAGAUGUAGAUGGAUUCCAUGUAACAAAUAUGGGAAAACUAGCCCUUAAUAUGGAUACUUUAAUUCCCGCUACUGCCCUAGGAGUAGUGGAACUUAUAAAGAGGUCUCAUAUAAAAACUUUUGGAAAAAACGUUGUAGUAUGUGGUAGGUCUAAAAAUGUGGGCCUUCCAAUAGCACUACUUCUACAUUCCGAUGCAAGAAAUGAGUGUUCAGGUCUUGAAGCAACAGUGACUAUAUGCCAUAGGCACACACCUCCAGAAGAAUUGGAAUUUUUCGCUAAAAGGGCGGAUAUUAUCAUAACUGCUACAGGAAUUGCUGGCCUUAUUAGACCAGAUAUGAUAAAACCAGAUGCAUGUAUUAUUGACGUUGGUAUUACCAGAAUAAAAACUGAUGAUGGAAAAAGCAAACUUGUGGGAGAUGUAGAUUUUGAAGGAUGUUACGAUGUGGCUGGCCACAUAACUCCGGUUCCAGGUGGAGUAGGACCUAUGACUGUUGCUAUGCUGAUGGCAAAUACCUUUAAGGCGGCUAAAGCUUUAGCAACUGAAACUAUUUCAUAAUGUAUUUUUAAAAUGUGAUAUUUAAAAUCUUUCAAAUUUUGGGAUAUGUUUGGAGGGUUUUUAUUAUCUUUUGGUUAUUUGUUAACUAAGUAUAAGAAAAAUGUAAUUACUUAGUACAGUAUUAUAAUUUAUACCGUUUUGUAUUGUAUUCAAAUAUAUAUACACUCUAAUAUA